CAAAAAAAAAUCAGCUCAGCUGUCAUGUCAAUUGUUGCCUCUCGCUGUCUCGUAAGGAUUAUCAAAUGAGCAGUGUAUUGAACAAAAUUACGUAUUUUCGUAAGUGAGAGUAAUAUUUCAACUUCUUAAUAAAGGCGGAUAAGAUAUAUGACAAUUAUUUCCACCAUGUUCAAAGGAGUGAUAAUAUUUGGUGCUGGAGUGUAUACUGGUGUAUAUGUAGCACAAAAUUACCAGGAACAAAUACGCAACAUCAUGGUGUAAGGUACAACGGUAUUCAACCACGACUACGUAGGGGUGAAUAGAUAGACAGCACGACUAUGAGAAUUUUUUGGCAACGCUUUUAAUGACCAAAGCGAUUCGAUCUCCGGCACUUGUGGUGCGAGCGUUCAAUGUGGAAAUCUCACGAAUACAAGAUCAAACCUCCGACCCACAGACUGCAGCAUUUCGCCUCCAGUUCUGGCAAGACAUUUUGAAGAAAAUUUUCGUAAAAGAGCAAGUUUUUCAGAAUAUACCUGCAAACCCUAUAGCUCAAGAGUUAUUCAAGGUUUCCUCUGCCUACAGUCUAUCCAAAAGACACUUAGAAAAGCUCAUUACAUCUAGGAGAGAUUUGCUUCAAACAAAACUCUUUCGUAACUUAGAAGAUAUAGAGAAAUAUGCAGAUGACAGUGUGUCUUCAAUAUACUAUUUAUUAUUAAGUGUUGCUAAUAUUGCUAAUGUACAUGCAGAUCAUGCAGCAUCACAUUUAGGCAAAGCACAAGGCCUUGCUAAUAUUCUUAGAUCUGUUCAUGUUGCCAAUCACCACAAAACAGUUUUUCUGCCAAUGGAUAUUCUAAUGAAAAACAAAGUUAGUCAAGAAAUGGUUCUGAGAGGUGUUAACACUGAUGAUAUGAAGAAUGUUGCUUUUGAAGUAGCUAGCAGAGCUAACAGCCAUUUAGAAAAGGCUAGGAAUAUAUCUGUACCAAAAUUGGCCAACCAAAUAUUUUUACCUGCAAUAGCUGUAGACUCCUAUUUGAAAAAACUACAGAAGAAUGACUUCAAUGUGUUUGACAAGCAAUUACAACAAACCAACGCUCUUUUACCAUUCAGUUUAUAUUUUAAGAGAGUUUUAAAUAAAUAUUAAUUUAUUUUAUUAAGGCUUAUGGCCUUUCCUAUAGCUAUUUAGUUGAGAUUAUUUACUGUAAAUAUGAAAACAAACAAUCAAAGAAAAGUAAAAUGGACUUGUCUUGCCUAUUGUAAUGUGAACAGGAAACAUGGCUUGGACUUGAAAUAAAAACAUCCACUUAGGAAAUUGCACUGUUUACUCUCAAGCUUAUUCAUGCAAAUAAAUACUCUUAACUAUUUGAGAUUCAA
Molecule: messenger RNA, 1350 nt
Organism: Pectinophora gossypiella (pink bollworm)
Lineage: Eukaryota; Metazoa; Arthropoda; Insecta; Lepidoptera; Gelechiidae
Gene: sicily
Product: NADH dehydrogenase (ubiquinone) complex I, assembly factor 6
Exons: 7
Coding region: 344-1120 (258 amino acids)
Biological process (GO): biosynthetic process; mitochondrial respiratory chain complex I assembly
Cellular component (GO): mitochondrion
Source: RefSeq, a predicted model, not a curated record